Molecule: messenger RNA, 1928 nt
Organism: Rattus rattus (black rat)
Lineage: Eukaryota; Metazoa; Chordata; Mammalia; Rodentia; Muridae
Gene: Lingo4
Product: leucine rich repeat and Ig domain containing 4
Exons: 2
Coding region: 1-1857 (618 amino acids)
Cellular component (GO): extracellular matrix
Molecular function (GO): protein binding
Source: RefSeq, a predicted model, not a curated record
AUGGGACAGACCCCAGCCCUGGAGAGAUGCAGCGCCCAACUUGAUGCCAUCCCCCAGCUUCUCCGGCCUCAGGGGAUGGACGCAGCUUCUGCCCCAAAGCAAGCCUGGCUCCUGUGGUCCCCACUCCUUUUCCUGCUCCUCCUGCCUGGGGGGAGCAUCAGUAGCUGCCCCACUUUGUGUGACUGCACCUCCCAGACCCGGGCAGUACUCUGUGCCCACAGGCGACUGGACACUGUCCCUGGAGGGCUUCCACUGGACACAGAAGUCCUGGAUUUGAGUGGGAACCGCCUGUGGGGGCUUCAGCGUGGCAUGCUCUCUCGACUGGGCCAGCUCCAAGAACUGGACCUCAGCUACAACCAGCUCUCCACCCUUGAGCCUGGGGCUUUCCAUGGCCUACAGAGUCUACUCACCCUGAGGCUGCAGGGCAAUCGACUGAGAAUUGUGGGUCCUGGGAUAUUCUCAGGCCUGUCUGCCCUCACGCUGCUGGACCUCCGCCUCAAUCAAAUUGUCCUCUUUCUAGAUGGAGCCUUUGGUGAGCUAGGCAGCCUCCAGCAGCUGGAGGUUGGAGACAAUCACCUGGUGUUUGUAGCUCCGGGAGCGUUUUCAGGGCUGGCCAAACUAAGUACCAUCACUCUGGAACGUUGCAACCUCAGCACAGUGCCUGGCCUAGCUCUUGCCCAGCUCCCAGCACUAGUAGCUCUUAGACUUCGAGAACUAGAUAUUGAGAGGCUGCCCUCUGGGGCACUUCGAGGGCUAGGGCAACUAAAGGAGCUGGAGAUCCACCACUGGCCAUCUCUGGAGGCCCUGGACCCAGGGAGCCUGGUUGGCCUCAAUCUGAGCAGCCUGGCCAUCACCCACUGCAAUCUGAGCUCAGUACCCUUCCAAGCACUACACCACUUGAGCUUCCUCCGAGUCUUGGAUCUAUCUCAGAAUCCUAUCUCAGCCAUCCCAGCCCGGAGGCUCAGCCCCCUGGUACGGCUCCAGGAGCUCAGACUGUCGGGGGCCUGCCUCACCUCCAUCGCUGCCCAUGCCUUCCACGGCCUGACUGCCUUCCACUUACUGGAUGUAGCAGACAAUGCUCUUCAGACCCUAGAGGAAACAGCCUUCCCUUCUCCAGACAAACUGGUCACCUUGAGGCUGUCUGGUAACCCCCUAACCUGUGAUUGCCGCCUCCUCUGGCUGCUCCGCCUUCGCCGGCGCCUGGACUUUGGCACAUCACCCCCUGCUUGUGCUGGCCCCCAGCAUGUCCAAGGGAAGAACCUAAGGGAAUUUUCAGACAUUCUGCCUCCAGGCCACUUCACUUGCAAACCGGCCCUGAUCCGAAAGUCAGGGCCUCGAUGGGUCAUUGCAGAGGAGGGCGGGCAUGCUGUUUUCUCCUGCUCUGGAGAUGGGGAUCCAGCCCCCACUGUUUCCUGGAUGAGACCUCAGGGAUCUUGGCUAGGGAGGGUUGGGAGGGUAAGGGUGCUAGAGGAUGGUACGCUGGAGAUCCGUUCGGUGCAGCUACGGGACAGGGGGGCCUACGUCUGUGUGGUCAGCAAUGUUGCUGGGAACGACUCUCUGAGAACCUGGCUGGAAGUUAUCCAAGUUGAGCCACCAAAUGGCACUCUGUCUGACCCCAACAUCACUAUGCCGGGGAUCCCAGGGCCUUUCUCUCUGGACAGCAGAGGUGUGGCUAUGGUGCUAGCCGUGGGCUUCCUCCCCUUCCUCACCUCAGUGACCCUUUGCUUUGGUCUGAUUGCUCUUUGGAGUAAGGGCAAGGGCCGGGUCAAGCACCACAUGACUUUUGAUUUUGUGGCCCCUCGGCCCUCUGGGGACAAGAACUCUGGGGGUAAUCGGGUCACUGCCAAGUUAUUCUGACCUUUCCAUCCACAAUGAAGACCACCGGAGUCCAUUUCAGAAGCCAAAGGGGAAGGUAGGAGUAAGGUCUC